AUGUCAGUGAAGAGAUCGCCCACACAGACCGAGCUCGACUACCCAGCCUCAAAGCGUACGGUUGCGUCGCGAGACGAGCCCGAACAGAACCCACCUGAUUUAACGAACGAUGACUACACUGUUGGGUGGAUUUGCGCUCUCGCUAUCGAGCUGGCGGCAUCCCAAGCGAUGUUAGACGAAAUACAUCCCGACCUUCCCCUGGAGCCCGGGGAUUCGAACAUCUACACCCUCGGACGGAUGGGGCAGCAUAACAUUGCCAUGGUAUGCCUUCCUGAAGGCACGACAGGGACGAAUGCGGCCGCUACUGCAGCAAACGACUUGCUUCGCAGUUACCGUAAAGUCCGGUUUGGCCUGAUGGUCGGUGUUGGAGGGGGCGCGCCGUCACUGCCAAAUGAUGACCCGUUUAAGGAUGUACGUCUUGGUGACGUAGUUGUUAGCACUCCUCAAGGAAGUCAUGGUGGUGUGAUUCAGUAUGACUUUGGAAAGACCGUUGCACAAGGCAACUUUAUCCAGACGGGCUCGUUGAACAAGCCACCCAGCGUGCUUCUGGCUGGCGUUGCUAAGCUAAAAGCCAAUUAUAUGCGAGGGAGUCAGAAGUUGGGUUCAUAUAUGACGACAAUGUUGGAAAUGUACCCAAGCAUGGAAACAGGUUUUGUUUACCCUGGGAAGGAUUGCGACCAGCUAUUUGAAGCGGACUAUAGUCACGUCGACAUGAGAUCAAAAUGCGAUAAAUGCGAUCAGACACGCACUCUUGAGCGUGAAUCUCGAAUGACGGAUGGCGCUGCGAUUCAUUAUGGUCUCAUUGGAUCGGCAAAUCAGGUCAUGAGGCAUGGUUCCACCAGAGAGAAGCUGCGACGACAGCAUGAGGUUCUAUGUUUCGAGAUGGAGGCUGCGGGCCUAAUGGAGAACUUUCCAUGCAUUGUCAUUCGGGGAAUCUGCGAUUAUUCCGACUCUCAUAAGAAUAAGCGUUGGCAAGGUUAUGCUGCAGUGACGGCUGCGGGAUACGCCAAAGAGCUUCUUUCAUAUAUACCUUCUGACACUGUGAAAUCCACCACGGAUGCCGCAAAGAUCAUGAACAUGGGUCCGUCUAACUAG
Aspergillus melleus is the source of this 1095-nucleotide messenger RNA. RefSeq lists its product as uncharacterized. Gene Ontology annotation, biological process: nucleoside metabolic process. Lineage: Eukaryota; Fungi; Ascomycota; Eurotiomycetes; Eurotiales; Aspergillaceae. Gene Ontology annotation, molecular function: catalytic activity. The transcript is spliced from 3 exons. The coding region runs from base 1 to 1095 and encodes 364 amino acids. The record is from RefSeq and is a predicted model, not a curated record.